Messenger RNA from Hevea brasiliensis (rubber tree), 1815 nucleotides. RefSeq names its product probable (S)-N-methylcoclaurine 3'-hydroxylase isozyme 2. Lineage: Eukaryota; Viridiplantae; Streptophyta; Magnoliopsida; Malpighiales; Euphorbiaceae. The coding region runs from base 223 to 1731 and encodes 502 amino acids. The record is from RefSeq and is a predicted model, not a curated record. The transcript is spliced from 2 exons. Gene Ontology annotation, molecular function: iron ion binding; heme binding; monooxygenase activity.
UAUUAAAUAACCGACUAAUUAAUAGGGUACAACUAUUUUCUGCCAUUGGCCAAGACAAUCCUUUCUCCUUUGUUUUUAUGGUUCUUUCUUUUCUUUGCUUAAAAAAGGCGAUUUUACCAAGAUGUAGAGAGUUUUCUCUCUAGAUCAUAGGUUUUUCUCCCAUUUUUGAAAGGCUUUUAGACCAAAAAAAAAAAAUCUUAAGCUGCAGUCUUCUGCAAGGAUAUGGAUCAAACACAGACAGCUUUAACAAGAGUUGUUUAUCUCUUCACCCAUCCCUUCUUACUUCUUGUACUCUUUAUCUUUAUCAUCAUCAAGCACUUCAACUCUCCAUCUUCGAAAAGGCAGCCUCUUCCUCCAGGUCCCAAAGCAUGGCCUAUCGUAGGCAACCUUCUCCAUAUUGGAAAAAUGCCACAUAUCUCCAUGACCCAAUAUGCCAAAGCUCAUGGCCCUCUAAUUUCACUGAGGCUUGGUACCCGAGUCCUCAUUGUUGGAUCUUCUCCGAUGGCAGCUGUAGAAAUUCUCAAGACAAAUGAUCGUUUGCUAUCUGCUAGAUGUGUGCCGAAAGCAAGUCCCUAUCAAAGCCAAGUACUUGAACGAAUAGCGCUUGUUUGGGCCCCGCAAUGCACCGACGGAUGGAAAUCCUUGCGAGCCUUAUGCAGGACUGAGCUGUUUUCAGCCAAAGCAUUGGAGUCGCAAGCCAGUUUGAGAGAGAAGAAAGUUGCCCAGAUGGUAAAAUUUUUGGAAACCAGACAAGGAAAACUUAUUAAUGUUGGAGAAGUAGUGUUCACUACCGUUUUUAACACGCUAUCCAGUCUCUUUUUCUCAAAAGACUUCAUUGGUUUGGAAGAUAAAGGAGUGGCCAGUGGAUUGAAAAAUCUUAUCUGGAAGAUUAUGGAAUUGGCCAUUACUCCAAAUAUAGCUGAUUUUUAUCCUAUACUUGCCGGGUUGGAUCCUCAAGGACUAAGAAGGAAGAGCUUAAAAUGUGGUCAAGAAAUGGUUGCCCUUUGGGAAAUGUACGUAAAGGAAAGAAGGCAAAAGCAUGGCCAAGAUACUCCAAGAAACGAUUUCUUGGAUGUAUUUCUUGCAAAUGGAUUUCAGGACGAUCAAAUCAAUUGGUUGACUCUUGAAUUGUUCAGUGCAGGCACAGACACUACUACGACGACAAUAGAGUGGGCAGUGGCUGAGCUUAUCAAGAACAAACAAGUCAUGAGCAAAGUUCGUGAAGAGCUAGACAGAGAAAUCAACAAAGACUGGAUAGAUGAAUCUCAGGUUUCUCAACUUCCUUAUUUAAAUGCAUGCAUAAAGGAAACUCUGAGAUUACACCCUCCUGUUCCAUUCUUAAUUCCACGUCGUGCUGUUGAGAAUUGUGAAGUUAUGAAUUACACCAUUCCAAAAGAUUCUCAGAUAUUAGUCAAUGUUUGGGCUAUUGGGCGUGAUUCCUCUGCUUGGGAAGAUCCUUUGUUAUUUAAACCUGAAAGGUUUCUUGGCUCAAGUUUGGACUUAAAGGGUCGUGACUUUGAGUUCCUACCUUUCGGUUCAGGAAGGAGGAUUUGCCCCGGACUUCCAAUGGCUACAAGACAACUUCCAUUGAUUUUGUCCUCUUUAAUACAUUGCUUUGAUUGGUCUCUUGAAAAUGGUGUGGAUCCUGCCGAGUUAAACAUGACCGAAAAGUUUGGCAUAACAUUGCAAAAGGAACAUCCUCUACUUAUUGUUCCUAAAAGAAAACUAUAAUUUCAAUGGAUGUUUGUUAAGUAUGUGCCAAAGAUAUUUUCUUUAAUAAUAUUGGCAAUGACUUCAGUCUUUGCUUUAGGGAUA